Pungitius pungitius (ninespine stickleback) is the source of this 692-nucleotide messenger RNA. It is a transcript of the gene cotl1, whose product is annotated as coactosin-like F-actin binding protein 1. Gene Ontology annotation, molecular function: actin filament binding. Lineage: Eukaryota; Metazoa; Chordata; Actinopteri; Perciformes; Gasterosteidae. Gene Ontology annotation, biological process: regulation of actin filament polymerization. The coding region runs from base 239 to 667 and encodes 142 amino acids. The transcript is spliced from 4 exons. The record is from RefSeq and is a predicted model, not a curated record. Gene Ontology annotation, cellular component: site of polarized growth; actin filament; cortical actin cytoskeleton.
AGGCGGCCCUCACACGGUUGAUCAUUCACUAGUAGAAGGUGAAUCCAUCGUCUGAGGGACCGACCAGCAUCACCAACGCCCGGCCCAGUCCCUCCAGUGCGGGUCGUGAUUCAGGAGCUCGUAGUCCUCACCCACCGUAUGAGUUAGCGUCUUUUUAACACUGUGCCAGCUAGCUCUCUCUGGGUUUGGACCUACACGACGGUGACUUCGACUGUUUCCACUUGCUUUUAAACGAAAAAUGGCAACCCAAAUCGACAAAGAGGCUUGCAGAGAUGCGUACAACCAGGUCAGAGACGAUAACACGGACGUGAAUUGGGCUGCGUUCAAGUACGAGGGCUCCAUGAUCCUGCCCGCAGGACAAGGGGCGGACUAUGAGGACUUUAAGAGCAUGUGCACAGAGGACGCCCGUCUGUUUGCCUUUGUCCGGAUCACGAUGGGGGACGCCAUGAGCAAACGGGCCAAGUUCACCUUAAUCACCUGGAUCGGGGAGAACAUCAGCGGGCUGCAGCGCGCCAAGAUCAGCACCGACAAGGCGCUGGUCAAAGAGAUUGUGCAGAACUUUGCCAAGGAGUUCAUGUUCAGUGACCCGAGGGAACUGGACGCGGACAACAUCCGCACAGAGCUGAAGAAGGCCGGCGGAGCCAACUACGACGCUCAGGCCGAGUAGAGCAGUGCCAUGGUCCACUGGACGG